UGUUUCUCUUUGUUUCAUGUGAGAAUAAAAAAAAAAAAAAAAAAAAAAAAACAGAAGAACAAAAGAAAAAAAUUAUUUACUGUUAGUAAAAUAAUUAAAAAAGAAGUUUCACGAUUUCGUUCGUAAAAUAUUUUUGCAAUAACGAAAUAUAAAACAUCUUACUUACUUAAUUGGAAGUUUCAAUGAUAUGGAAUAUUUACUUAUGAAACACCUUGUAUUAUUUUCCUUUAAAAAAAAAAAUAUAUAUAUAUAUAGUAAAAGGAUAAUAUCUUAGAUGACUCUGAGAGAAGUUGAGAACUUGUUCUUUCUUCCGCGAAUAUCAUUACUUUCAACGCGAAGAACACGUGCUUCGAAUGUUUUCUGCUAUAUGGCAUUGUCGAGAAGUUGACAUGUGGGCCACACGACUACGCUACGACUACGACAACGAGGACAACAACAAUAACGACAAUGACAACGGCAACGACAACAACAUCAACGUUAUAGAGAAACGUACGAGGACGCUGAAAGAAACGAAAGGUCUCGCGAAUUACUUUUUUUCUGUUUUCUUUUUCUUCUCGAUUUAUUUCACCAAAUAUUCAAAGCCUGUCGUCGUCCCCAUGUGUUUUUCGGAAAACCGGAGUCCAAUAGAAAGCAACACAACGAGGACGACGGGCCGAUGCAACAGGCGGCCGAAGGUUCCGUUCUUUUACGACCGAAAGAGAAAGCAAGAGAAACGUAUAUCCCGAGAGUGAGAGUGAAAAACUCUGCGGGAUAGGACGAACGAACGAACGGAUACUCGAAUGGAUAUAGUGAGAAAGAGAGAUGGAAUACGAAA
This is a messenger RNA of Vespa mandarinia (Asian giant hornet), 814 nucleotides long. RefSeq lists its product as uncharacterized. Lineage: Eukaryota; Metazoa; Arthropoda; Insecta; Hymenoptera; Vespidae. The record is from RefSeq and is a predicted model, not a curated record.